UUAUCGCUAAAGAAAUUCUGUUGUUACCUUGAACAUUUUGUUAAGUUUGCUUGCACCUCGUUACGCUAGACAUCCAGCAGCUAUGGAUGACGGAAUCGAUUUCGAUACGCUACUACUGGAUAACUUCGAGCUUGUCUUGAAUUUGGCCACAGGUGAGACAGGAGUUUCUGAAUGCGAUCGUGUAGCAAAUGUUCCCUGGCAGAACUGUGGCUGAUUCGUCGGCGGGGACUUUUAGAAGACCUUGAGAAAGUGAUCGAGAAGGGAAAGCAUGCUAUAGCGGAGACGCAAGAGGAGGACGAAGCAUACGCAAGAAGGGUCAACAACGUCGGAGUCGUGCUUAGGCUGAAGUAUGAACGCACAGGGAUGAUAAAGGACCUGGAGGAGGCAAUUCAAUUCACAAGGCAGGCGGUCAGCGUCACACCUGAAGACCAUCCAGAUCUCACAAGGAGUCUCCACAGUCUAGGCAACCGACUCGGGAACUUGUACGACCGUACAGGGGAAAUAGCCCAUCUUGAAGAAGCAAUUCGAGUAGCGAGGCGGUCAAUUUCUGUUACGCCGAAAGGUAAUCCAGCUCGCGCAGCCAGGCUGGAUAGCCUAGGAAAUAAACUUGAACGCCGAUACGAACGCGUAGGGAACAUUGAUGACCUCGAAGAGGCAAUUCGGGUAGCGUGGCAGGCGGUUGGCGUUACCACCAAAGAUCAUCCAGACCUUGCGUCCGUACUAGGCAACCUAGGGACUAAACUUAGCCGUCGAUAUGAACGCACAUCAAAGAUGGAGGACCUCGAAGAAAUAAUUCAACUAGCACGUCGUACAGUCGACGCUACUCCAUACAACGAUUCAGAUCUUGUAGUGUGGCUGAGCAACCUAGGAAAUGAACUUCAACGCCGAUAUAAACGCGCAGGAAACACAGAGGACCUUGAAGAGGCUAUUCAAGUAGCACAGCAGGCGGUCAAUGUCGCCCCUAAAAGCCAUCCACAUCUAGCAGUUGCACUGGGUAACACGGCCUACAAACUCGAACUUCGAUAUGAAUGCACGGGGAAUAUGGAGGACCUUGAAGAGGCAAUUCGAGUAGCACGGCAGGCAGUCAAUAUCACGCCUAACAACCAUCCAAAACUUGCAAAUAUGCUAAACAUACUGGGACACGUGCUCAAAAGCCGAUAUGAGUGUAGGGGGGGGAUGAAGGAUCUCGAAGAGGCAAUUCAACUAGCGCAGCAGGCGCUUGACCUUACGCCUAACGACCACAUCGAUUUUGCGGCGAGGCUAGGUCACCUAGAAAACAUGAUGAACAGUCGAUAUGAGCGUACGGGGAACAUUGAUGACCUCGAAGAGGCGAUUCAAGUGGCGCGGCAGGCAGCAGUUGAAGCGACGCCUAAUGGCCAUCCAAAAAUCGCAAAUAUAUUGAACACUUUGGAAGAUAUGCUCAGUAGUCGAUAUGUGCGGACAGGAAGGAUAGAUGACCUUGACGAGGCGAUUCAACUGUCACGGCAGGCGGUUAACAUCACGUCUGCCGACCAUGCUGAUCGCUCAAAGUGGCUAAACAACCUGGGAAACAAUCUCGAAAGCCGAUAUGAGCACACAAAAAGAAUGGAGGACCUAUUCGAGGCAAUUCAACUGGCGCGUCAAGCGGUUGACAUCACGCCUGACGACUAUCCAUAUCUGGCAGGCAUGUUAGUCAACCUAGGAAGCAAACUCAGCAGUCAAUAUACGCGCACAGGUAAUAUGGAGGACCUUAAAGAGGCAAUUCAACUAGGGCGUCAGGCAGUCAACAUGACGCCUAAAACACAUGUGAAUUACGCAUUUAUGCUAAGGGGCCUAGGGUGGGACCUCGGUAAACAGUACGAGGGCACCCGAAGGAUGGAAGACCUCGAAGAGUCAAUUCAGGUGGCGCGGCAGGCGGUCGAUGCCACCCCUAAAGAACAUCCAGAUCUCGCAGCGGCGCUACACUACUUGGGAGGAAGACUUGGUAGAAACAAUCUCGAAAGUCGAUAUAAGCGCACUGGAAACAUGAAGGACCUCGAGGAGGCCGUCAGGAUAUCCCAAAACGCCUGGGAAUGCAACAACGCCGCUCCAUUUGUGCGUAUACGCGCGUCCACCCUUGCUCUGCGCCUGCUUCAAAGUCAAGAGGCUUUCGAGACCGCUUACACUCUUGCAGUGGAAGCAAUACACCUGCUUCCCUAUGUUCAUAAUAGGUCCUUAAGCCAUGAGGAUCAGCAGUAUGUCGUCUCUCACUUCUCAGGGUUGGCAAAGACGGCCUGUUCUCUCGCUGUUCAAACAGGAAAAGGACCAGAAGCAGCCUUAGAGCUCCUAGAGCAAGGACGUGGGGUGAUCCUUGGUCUUCUUAUGGAUGACCGAAGCAACACCUCGAGACUACGGGUCGCUUAUCCUAACCUGUGUGCUGAGUACGAAAGUCUUCGAUUUGAAGUGAACAAGCCUGUUAAAGAUGGUGCAGAUGAUCGUGCGCAGAGGACUGUUUCAACCAGGCGAAGAGAAGCAAUCGUAAAGCUUGAGCAGUGUAUAAAAGAUAUCCAACAACUUCCUGGGUUAAGUCAAUUUCACAAAGGACUCACUACCAAGCAGAUGCAGAGCUGUUGCAUAGAUGGCAGCAUCGUCGUCGUGAACAGCACGGACCUCAGGAGCGAUGCCAUUAUUGUAACGGCCAACGCGUUCAAGGUCCUCUGCCUCCCAGGCUUAAGCGCGCACGAAGCCAAGGUUUGGUCUGAUCAGAACCUUUCUACGACCUCAUCGAAUGACCGCGGUCGCAAAAACAAAGCAUAUCUUCAGUUCCUAUCAUGGCUAUGGCACGGAUGCGUGAAGCCAAUAUUAGACGAGCUUCACUACUUCGUGCAGUCUUCUGUGGAUGACCUACCUAGGGUUUGGUGGAUUGGAGCGGGUCUCGCUACCUCCUUCCCUUUCCAUUCUGCAGGGGACGCGUCUGCUGGACCGACUGAAUGCGCGUAUUAUCGAGCCAUUUCCUCCUACACACCAACAAUCAAAGCCCUGCAGUAUGCUCAACAGCGUGCCAAAUCCAUUGGCCCAUCUUGCUACGAUCCUUGGAAAGUACUUACCAUAACUAUGCCCAAGACUCCUGGUGCACGCGACCUUCCAGCUACAAGAGAGGAGACACACGAGGUUAGAGCAGCUCUAGAAUACUCUGCGUCUAUAGAAAGUCUAGAGUACCCGGACGUCGCGAGCACUAUGGCUCGACUCCAAGAGUGCAGCAUCGCCCACUUCGCCUGCCACGGGGUAUCUAAUGCUAGCGAUCCUUCCGAGAGUGGUUUGAUACUGCAGACAACCGAAAAAACUACUAAAGAGCUAGGUCAGGAUAGACUAAGCGUUCGUGAGGUGUCUCAAGCCCAUCUUUCGCGAGCAGAGAUUGCAUAUCUAUCAGCUUGCUCGACCGCACAGAACCAAGCAGAAGGGCUCUUAGAUGAAGUGCUCCAUGUUGUUAGCGGAUUCCAGGUCGCUGGCUUUCGACAUGUGAUUGGGUGUCUGUGGCCAUCUGACGACAGCGUGUGUGUAGCAGUUGCGAGAUCGUUCUAUUCUGAACUUAGUCAAUAUGUGGCCGCGAGAGAAAAUAAUGAUAGGACGGUUGCAUUAGCAUUACACAAAGCGGUUAUGCAGAUUCGAGAAAGCAAAGAGUACCGGAAGCGGCCGCUGCUCUGGGCACAGUAUGUGCACUUUGGGGCAUGA
Messenger RNA from Paraphaeosphaeria sporulosa, 3690 nucleotides. RefSeq names its product TPR-like protein. The record is from RefSeq and is a predicted model, not a curated record. The transcript has 3 exons. The coding region runs from base 172 to 3690 and encodes 1172 amino acids. Lineage: Eukaryota; Fungi; Ascomycota; Dothideomycetes; Pleosporales; Didymosphaeriaceae. Gene Ontology annotation, molecular function: protein binding.